CGAGCAUUUUCGUCGUGUUGGCUGCAUCAUGAGUCAGUUUGUCCGUGCGUCCAAGUACCGCCAUGUGUACAUGGAGCCUGCGAAGAUCGAGAAGAGCUACACCAACCUGCGCCUGGCGACGGCAACGGGCGAGCAGAACUACAUCAAGGGCAACACCAAGUUCUUCGCCGUGGCCAUCCAGGCCGGCGGCGGCGCGUUCGCGGUCGUGCCCUACGAGAAGGUCGGCAAGUUCGAUCCGGACUUCCCGCUCAUUGGCGGCCACCGUGGCGCGAUCAUGGACUUUGACUUUAACCCGUUCCACGAGCACCUCAUUGCGUCGGCGUCCGACGAUACGACGUUGAAGGUGUGGGGCAUCCCGGAAGGCGGCCUCACCGAGACGAUGACCGAGCCGCUCGUCGACUUGACGGGCCACGGCCGCAAGGUCACGCUCACGUACUUCCACCCGACGGCCUCGAACGUCUUGGCCUCGACGUCGGCGGAUUACACCGUGCGCCUCUGGGACAUUGAGAAGGGGUCGCAAAUCGUCAACAUGGAGCACAACACGGAGAACCUCGUCCAGGACAUGGCGUGGAACUGGACGGGCUCGACGCUCGCGACGACGUGCAAGGACAAGGUCGUGCGUCUCUACGAUGCGCGCUCGGGCCAGGUCUCGGCGCAGAAGGAGAACGCGCACGAGGGCAGCAAGAGUGUCAAGCUCACGUUCCUCGGCGAGAAGGACCUCUUUGCGACCGUUGGCUUUAGCCGCCAGUCGCAGCGCCGCCUCAAGGUCUGGGACCCGCGCAAGCUCGAUAAGGAGCUCAAGAAGAUUGACAUUGACCAAGCCGCGGGUGUCAUCAUGCCCUUCUUCGACGCCGACACCAACAUCUUGUACUUGUGCGGCAAGGGCGACGGCAACAUCCGCUACUAUGAAAUGAACGACGCCGACCCGUUUGCGUACCCGCUCAACGAGUACCGGUCGACGGUCGCUGCCCGUGGUAUGGCCAUGAUCCCCAAGCGUGGCUGCGACAUCAUGUCGUGCGAGACGACGCGCCUCCUCAAGCUCACGACGAACGCGGUCGAGCCCCUCCACGUGUACGUGCCGCGCAAGUCGGACGCGUUCCAGGACGACAUCUACCCGGACACGUACGCCGGCGUGCCGUCGCACACGGCCGACGAGUGGCUCGCGGGCUCGGAGAAGGGCCCCGUGCUCAGCUCGCUCAACCCGCGCACGUUUGGCGAGAUCACGUCGCACGGCAAGGAAGGCACGGCCGCGGCCCGCCCGACGCGCGUCACGCGGACGCCGUCCUCGGGUACCUCGGCGCCGCCUGCCCCCGCGGCGUCGGGCAAGUCGGCGUCGGCGCUGCAAGCCGAGCUCGACGCGGCCAACGCACGCAUCGCGGAACUCGAAGCCAAGUUGACGGCGGCCAACAUCGACUUUUAGACGAGGAAAUUUAAUGCUAAUGAAAAACAGGUGCGGCUGCAUCGACAUCACA
This is a messenger RNA of Saprolegnia parasitica CBS 223.65, 1472 nucleotides long. RefSeq lists its product as hypothetical. Gene Ontology annotation, molecular function: actin filament binding. The transcript has a single exon. The record is from RefSeq and is a predicted model, not a curated record. Lineage: Eukaryota; Oomycota; Saprolegniomycetes; Saprolegniales; Saprolegniaceae. Bases 29 to 1420 code for a protein of 463 amino acids. Gene Ontology annotation, biological process: actin filament organization.